GAGGGGGAAGCAGACAUUUCAUGCCAACCUCAGUCGAAGGCUCCGAGUGCACAAAGCUAAGGUUGCUUUUCCUCAAAAGCCUGUAUGCUAUGCAUUGUUUUAAUUCCAGUUGAUUAAAAGAGGAAUAUAUAUAUACAUAUAUAUUUCUUUCACGGUCAUUUGCUCUCCUUUCCAGAGGGAUAUGUAAAGGAGCAUGUCUACAGCGUCGGCCAUCUUGACCGAUGCCCUUUUGAAUUUAGGUUUCAGUCAGACUCCCCUAUUUUCUUCACGUGUUAUUUUUCUAAUAUGAUGUGAAUGUCCGCACCCUAAUAAAGAAAAAAAAGUGUUUGUAGAGUUGUCCUGGUCAAUCUUUUUAUAGAAGGAAACUUUGUUCUUCGCUGUCAGGGGCCUUCAAAACUCAUAUUUAUCAUGCAAAGCAUGGCGCUAUAACUGGUCCCAGUCCUGGCCUGGGACCCCUUGGCCACUCACUGUGUCCUCUGAGGGGAUCGGGGUCCUUGACGCUUCUUCUGGUGUGUUUUCUCCAGCAUGUUAGGGUAGCCAGAUGUCCUGUGUAACUGGAGGGGGGAGCAGCUGUAGCCUCUCUCUGCGUCAUCACAGUACAGAAUGGGCUAAACAAGGAGGCAAAUAAAAGUUAUUUUGAAUAUACUGGGAUGACUGGGCUGGGAUUUGCGUCUACAAGUUGCAAGUAACAAUGAGUGUAUUUAGCGAUUAGUCUUCUGGGGAGGCCCCCCUGGAAACAACGUCAGAAGUGUGUUUGUUGGCUUUUGGAGUUCCCAGCCAUAAAGACCCAAACCCCAGCUCUAGCCCGUCUGUGUCUUUGUCUCUUCUGGAUGAACACAGAUAGACACCACUGUCCCGUAAGGAUAGAACAGCUGACAACAAGCUCAACUCCUAAUAAGGUAGGCCAAGUUGGCCAGGGCUCGCUCUCUCUUUCUCUGUAAAUACCCCUUAGGUCUGAGAAAGACAGAGAGGAAGAGAGCUGGGGAGGAAGAGGGGAGCGGAUGGAUUGCAGCCUUAUAUGGGCAAUGCGUUGCUUUUCCCAGGGUUUGUGGUCCUUACCGCCGGCACGGGGCCAAAAAGGCCUUUCAUGACUCCGCGGUGCCACCUGGAGGAAACUGCCAGUUUUGCAGUCCACAUAAUUAUGGGAAUAAAAUCGUUGAUAAUUAUUUUCAUCCGAAAAAACGUAUAUAAAGGAGUAGUGUUUGAAAGGAGCACGCACAUGUAUGUUGAUUUAUAAAGUUUUGAGAGUCGGCCUACUAAUUACACCGACAAGGACUGUUUUGCAGUUAUACAAUGUAUGUAUUCAUACAUCUAUUGACUUCUGGUUGCAUGAAACUGAUUUACAAAAAAGAAAGGAUAACAAAAUAGACAAAAUGCAUCAAAUUCAAGCCAUAUUUUCCCAGAGACCGAGAGCCGUGUGGUUCUUGUAGCAGUGCGAAGCUGGCUGCAGACUCUGGAUCCGCCUCCUACUCAUAAACCGCGUAGGUCCACUGUUGUUUUCGUUAUAAAAAAUUGCCGAUUUACUUUUUAAAUAGAUAAUACGUAGUUUGAGUUAAAGUUUACUAAGAAAUGACUUUGCAGACUUAGUAAGAGUAUAUUCGAGUUUUCCUAUCGGGGUUAGCGUCAGAGCUUUUCUGUAGACCGAUCUCGCAGGUAACUGAAACAUUCCGACUGUCCGCAGAAAAGUUUUUUAACGGCAGAUGAUAUACCGAACAAAGGGGUCGAUUUAUUUCCCUAGGUUUUUCAGAUGUAACUCGAGCAACUGAACAAAGCCUUGCUCAUAGUAGCUAUUAUUAUUUCAAAAUGAAUUUACUUCAACGUUGCGUUUUUCAACUUUCAGCGUUGUGUCUAUAUAACUUCACCAUGACCAGCGGAUCUGACCCCUACAUCUUCACCUCCAACACACUGCCCCGUGACCCUCGCUUCCUCCCUCCCUUGGCCAACGGCCUGCUGGGCUGGAGAGUUUACCAUAGCAUCAUGCACAUGGGCAGUGUCUAUAACGGGGAGGGGGGAGACUGCCACCGGGCGGACGUCCCGUGUCCCCUCUCUGUCACCAUGGAGAUGGAAGACCCCGUGCAGCAAAGCUACAGCCUGAACACACACACGGGUGUAUUCACCCACACCAUUAGCACAGCUAUAGCGACUGCCACGCAGUCCUUCUAUGCCCAUCGCUACUACUCCCAGCUUAUGGUCAUGGAGGUCAGCAUAGAGCGCCAGGCCGUGACGAUGGAGCCUGUCACUGUGAAGCUGUCCAGUUCUUUCACACCGCAGAGCAAAGACAUUGAUUUCCAAUCUUCUCCCGACUACAGAGGCGGAAGGCGCAUCCAAGGACAGACCACUGCCGCCGAGGUCCCCGGAGGCCCCAGGCCCACCGUGGACCUCAUAUGGACCGUCAUGCCUCCAAGCCUGAUCCUGCAGCCUGAGCAGAGCCACUCUCGCUGGGGCUUCCUUCUGGCGCUCGGCAACACCAACCAGAGCACCGAGGCCAGCUUCGAUGAGGGCCUGAGUGUCAUGGCCAGCGGGGACCUGCGGGACUCCCACCAGCAGGCCUGGAAGGAGCUGUGGCUGGACAGCACGGUGGAGCUGGCGGGCUCGGAGACCCUGAGCAAGGCUGUGAUUGGCUGCCUUUUCUACCUGCUGAGUGCCUUCCCCCCCCUCCACGACGUCUCAGGACUGUUUGGCGGGGUCAGUCCUGGAGGUCUGUCUAACGGGGGCAGUGGCCAGGACUACUGGGGUCAUGUUUUCUGGGACCAGGACAUUUGGAUGUAUCCUGCGAUCGCUCUCUUCUAUCCCCGCCUGGCCCGGGCAGUACUGGAGUACAGGGUGCGGACCGUCGAUGGCGCAAAGGAUAACGCACAAAAGCAAGGCUACAAGGGACUAAAGUUCCCCUGGGAGAGCGCCGUGUCUGGGAGAGAGGUGUGCCCCGAGGACAUUUACGGCCAACAAGAGAUCCACAUCAAUGGUGAUGUCAGCCUCGCCUUCCAGCAUUAUCUCUACCUCACACGGGACCUCUCUCUGUUCACAGAGGGCAGGGGCAGUGAGGUGAUCUGGGGCGUGGCUGAUUACUGGGUUUCAAGGGUCACCUGGGAUCAAAAGGACCAGAGCUACCAUCUCUUGGGUGUUAUGCCACCUGAUGAGUAUUAUUACGGUAUCAACGACUCAGUGUACACAAAUACGGUGGCAAAAUCAAGUCUGCAGUUCGCUGUAGAGUUGGCCAGUCUGCUGCAACACCCGGCGCCUCAAGAGUGGCAGAAAGUGGCCGACCACAUGAAAAUACCCUUCGAUCAGAAGGAAAAGUACCACCCUGAAUAUGAUGGAUACAUCAAGGGUGAUCCAGUAAAGCAGGCAGAUGCAGUGAUGCUAGGCUAUCCGUUGGGACUUGCCAUGAGCCCUGAGGUCCGAAGGAACGACCUUGAGGCGUACGAGGCUGUGACGGACCCUGAUGGCCCGGCCAUGACAUGGGGGAUAUUCGCAGUGGGCUGGCUGGAGCUUGGGGAAGCAGAGAAAGCCCAGAAGCUAUUGGAGAAGAGCUUUGAUAACAUCCAAGGUCCAUUCCAGGUAUGGAGUGAAUCCUCUGAUGGCUCUGGGGCAGUGAACUUCCUGACCGGCAUGGGAGGCUUCCUGCAGGCUGUGCUGUUUGGUUACACUGGAUUCAGAAUCCAACCAGAGCGCCUUGAUUUCAAGCCUCUUCUUCCUAAUGGCUUGUCUGAGCUCAUUAUUCGCGGUGUGAGUUACCUGGGCAACAAGAUGGACUGGAUGCUGAGGAAAGAUGAGGUGUGCGUCAUACUGAGGGAACAGUCGACAAGUGCGGAAGAGUCUGCAGCGUGUGCUUUGACAGUUGUCCUGCAGGGAACAGGACAGAAAAUACCCCUUGUACCAGGAAAGCCUGUGACCUUUCCCAGAGAGGCGGGGCAUAUUUGUCAAAUGGAUUCAACAAUUUCCUGUUGGCCUCUUUGAAAUCUGAGCGAUACUCAGGUUCCUGAAGAUCAUAUGAAUGAAAAGAAUCAUUCUGGUCGUUUUCGUUUGAACAUGGUCAUAUUUCUAUGUGUGUUCAUAUUUCAUUGUGUUAAAUAGAAAGUUAAUAAGUGAAAGAAAAUAGUUUUAAUAACCGUUUGUGUUGAAACAUGAUGACAAUAUUGUAAUUUGGUGAAUUUGUGCAACUAUUUCGUGCUAAAUAAAUAUUAACCAAUGUGCAAUGUAUAAUCAAAAUCAUUUGAUUAUAAUUCGUUAGAUGUAUGUUGUUUGGUUGAGAAUCGGUAAUGGACGCACCUUUAAAUCUACUUUAAACCCCAUGAUCGUUUUUUCUGCGUCUAUCUGCCACCGGAUUGGUUUAUUUAAAGUUGUCUGAGACUGUAGCCCUGCCCCUGAGUUGUGUGGGGUUCGUUUAGUGUUGGUUCAUGUGUAACCUU
Messenger RNA from Gadus chalcogrammus (walleye pollock), 4409 nucleotides. It is a transcript of the gene pgghg, whose product is annotated as protein-glucosylgalactosylhydroxylysine glucosidase. NCBI's taxonomy places the organism in Eukaryota, Metazoa, Chordata, Actinopteri, Gadiformes, Gadidae. The transcript has 14 exons. Gene Ontology annotation, molecular function: catalytic activity. The record is from RefSeq and is a predicted model, not a curated record. Gene Ontology annotation, biological process: carbohydrate metabolic process. Bases 1804 to 3957 code for a protein of 717 amino acids.